Molecule: messenger RNA, 780 nt
Organism: Arctia plantaginis
Lineage: Eukaryota; Metazoa; Arthropoda; Insecta; Lepidoptera; Erebidae
Source: the annotation of a GenBank genome assembly
AUGAGGACUUACUAUGAAUCUAUUACUGUAUUUAAGAAAAAACAAAAAUUCGAUUGGGAUAGAAAACGGAUACUGGCAGUGUGUUCGCGGGACCCACUAAUAUAUGCACAAACAACGAGCACGGCGGUUGGAAGACCGGUGUCAAGAACGACUGAAUUAUUACGAUCGAACGUAACGGUGUACGCUUGGAGUUCGUGGGGUUCAUGGUCUGCCUGCUCCAAAACAUGCGGUGGGGGCGUUGCUGUCCAGGAGCGACACUGUUUACCGAGAGACCCUGCCAGAAUGCGUCGCAGCAGAAAGAGAAGGAAACUCGUGAGGAGUGCAGAACAUACGCGAAGGGUGCGAAACGUUGUCAAUGUGCCGAAAACUACGGGACCGGACUGUCCAGGGCUCGGACGGCGAUACCACGAGUGCAACACUAUUGCUUGUCCGGGCCCUGUUCGUGACCCUCGGGCUGAGCAAUGCGCUGUGUAUGACCGCAGGCCGUUUCGAGGCAAGUUCUACACCUGGGUGCCAUAUGUUGAUGGCGACUCGCCCUGCACCCUGAAUUGUCGUCCACGUGGCCAACAGUUUUACGCUUCACUAGCGUUGGUUAUCGACGGUACUCCAUGUACGAAACCAGGAUUCAGAGCCAUUUGUGUUCAAGGUGAUUGUAAGAUAGAGCUAAGAGACAUAUUAAGAAGCCGCAUUUUGUUAACUAUAACUUGGUCUCACGUAGGAUAUACCUACAUUUCUUCGGACACUUUGGAAAUUAAAAUGAGAGAACCAAGAACAUGCUAA